Molecule: messenger RNA, 3134 nt
Organism: Patella vulgata (common limpet)
Lineage: Eukaryota; Metazoa; Mollusca; Gastropoda; Patellidae
Exons: 1
Coding region: 1-2514 (837 amino acids)
Biological process (GO): DNA integration; DNA recombination
Molecular function (GO): DNA binding
Source: RefSeq, a predicted model, not a curated record
AUGUCACAGGUACCUUCGGUUUUAUUUCGAAGGACGUCAUUACCACUGGAGGGUUUUGCCGUUCGGAAUAUCAGUGGCUCCUUGGUUGUUUACCCGGAUUACCAAGCCGAUAGUAGGAUUUCUACAUUCUCGAGGAGUCCGGUUCGACUCCUACAUAGACGAUUGUAUUCUAGCCAACUCAGAGGAACUCAGUCUUUGUGCGCAACUGAAGUUCGUUCUUCAAGUAUUUCGCCAACUAGGUUGGUUAGUGAACAAGGAGAAGUCAGACUUAAUACCUACACAGAACCUCCAGUUCAUCGGGGGACUAUUCGACACGUCUCGGGGAAUAUUGUUGGUACCUCGGGACAGAUGGGACAAGAUACAACAAGUUGUUCAGUCUAUCCAAGAUGCUCCACAGUCGGUUCAUACAUGGACCAAGGCUUUAGGCCUUCUAACAUCAGCCCAGUAUGCUACGGCCCGAGGAAGGCUUCAAUUACGACCACUGCAGAUGUUCAUACAGUCCAGAAUGGAGUCACUGGAACUUCAGGAUUUAAUAGUUCUACCUUCGGAGCUACAGCGGCAUGUACUUUGGUGGAAGGUUCCCGUAAAUGUGAUGACGGGGGUACCGUUGGUAGAGCAGGAACCCCAGUUUUAUCUGCACGCAGACGCGAGUCAUCAGGGAUGGGGUGCUCAUUUAACGGGUCACCAGAAAAACGUUUCGAUCCACAAUCCCUUCGUCGCCGGAACGUGGAAUCACGAGGAGAAGAACCUUCACAUAAACGCUCUAGAAUUUAUAGCAGUAAUUCGAGCAGUUCAAAAUUGGUCAGACCUUUUAAUAAAUUCGACAGUAAUGAUCGCAACCGACAACUCCACAGUAGCGACAUAUAUCAACAAGCUAGGAGGAACAAGGUCGAAGGUUCUGAUGUCCCUAACAUUUCACUUUUAUCAGACGGUAGACAGUCUUCAAAUUGCAGUAAGAGCCAGACACAUUCCAGGAGCGUUGAAUGUUAUAGCGGAUGCUCUAUCCCGACCGGACAGACCGAGUGCAACAGAAUGGAUGCUUCACCCGGAUCUUUUUCGACAGGUGUGCAGACGCCUAUGGACCCCAUUGGUGGAUUUAUUCGCGACAAGUCUCAAUCAUCAGUUGCCAAUUUAUGUAUCACCCGUUCCAGAUCCAAGGGCAUUAGAUCACGAUGCACUAGCGAUCAGUUGGCACUUGAUGGACGCGUAUGCAUUCCCACCAGCAAUCUUGAUUCCAAGGGUGCUACAGAAAGUGCGGCUCUACAAAUGCAAAAUUCUUUUGAUCGCGCCUUGGUGGCCAACACGUCAAUGGUUCCCGGAUCUCGUUCAGUUGGCAGAAGUAAAUCCUAUAAAACUACCAGUCUGGAAAAGACUUCUAGUAAGCCCUCACACAAAGCAAGCUCAUCCAAACCCGGAGUUGUUCCAACUUCACGCUUGGACUUUGUUCGGGAAGGACUGAUGGAAAAAGGGUUUUCUGAGAAAUCAUCAGUUGCUGUAUUGAAGGCUCACAGAUCUUCUACUCGUGAUGCCUAUGAUGUCAGAUGGAAGACUUUUGUAGAUUGGUGUAAUGUAAAUAAAGUCAUACCCGAUAGGGCUCCUGAGGAAAGAGUCGCUGAUUUCAUAAUCUUUCUACGAGAAUCUAAAAAGUUGCGAGGUGGAACUAUAGCGUCGUAUGUGACGUCAAUUGCAUCUGUUCGUGAUAAAAUUAUGUCCGUCAAACUUGGACAGUCCAAUGUUAUUUCAGCGAUGGUGAAGGGGUUUCGUCAGGAGGACCAAUUACAGAAGUUUAAGCCUCCACCAUGGGACUUAGGAAUUGUACUUUCGUAUUUAACAAAAUCACCUUAUGAACCGUUGCUGGAAGCUGACAUGACACAUCUUACAUAUAAGACAGCAUUUCUACUCGCUUUUGCCACGGCUGCUAGAGUUUCCGAAAUACAUGCGUUGGAUGUCACUCAAGUCAAAUUUAUACGGGCCGAGAAGGGUGCGGUGCAGCUUGGGCUUAUGUUCGAUUUCGUGGCCAAGAAUCAACGACCAGGUCAACCUGAUAGAACAUUUUUAAUUCGGUCACUGGAUAACAUUUUGGGCCCUGACGACAAUGAAGAUUUAUCGUUGUGCCCCGUUCGCGCGUUAAAUAUCUAUUUACAGUCUACAAGUAGUUUCAGACGUCAGCGUAAGCGGCUUUUUCUACCACUGAAAGCGAAGCACGGUGACGUGAAGAAAAAUACUCUCGCCUUUUGGUUACGGGCUACGAUUUUGGCAGCUUACUCAAGUGCAGGUCUUCCGCCUCCUGUGUCGGAUCGACCUCAUGAAAUUCGUGCAUACGCAGCAACUUUAGCUCUUCAUAAUAAUAUCUCUGUCAGCGACAUUAUGAAGGGGUGUUUUUGGUCUGGUGAUACGACAUUUGCAAAUUUCUAUUUGCGAGAUUUAUCGGAUGAGACUUUAGAUGGCGUUCAUUCAUUGGGUCCGUUGGUGGCAGCACAACAAGUGCUUUCAGGGCCUAGAAGAGUUCGAUAAUAAUGGUGUGAUUAUUGAUGUAUAUAUGGUAGCAGUGUAAUUACGUUGAAGGGUCAGAGGCCUUGACCUUUGUUAUGGUGAUGGUUAUUUGUAAUAUAAUGGAUAUAUAUAGACAGAAAGCAGCGCCAGAAACCAAGACAGGUGGGUUCCAGUUUUGUCUUGUUCUCCAAAAAUGUGAUACGGGCACUUUUCGGUGUUUUUAUAUGAUUUAUGAUAUCAUAUUAAUUACUCGGAAGUAUGUGCAUUUGGGGUCACGGUAACCGAGAUGUAUCGAGUUUUACCGUUGAUUUCUGAAAUCUAUUUUUAGUAUCACCACUACUCCACGUGACAAGAUGCCAGCACCGCCUUUUCUGAUGAAUUCUGCAAAUAGUUAUGUCAGGAUAAGUAGUAAAUUAAUUUACAUAAAUCUAAUAUUUAUGAUAUUAGAUAAUACUUAUCCUGACAUAAGAUCUCGAUCCCGCCGUCCUCCCCUUGGCAUGUGACUAUGUUAUAAUGGUUAGCAGGUUAACGGAAGAGGAAGUUUAAGACAGUAGUGACACGUGAUGUGGUCAGUGGUGAUAGUGAGAUGGGUCAGAGGUCAUGGCGGUAUUUCAGUUUUACUUUGAUGUCUUCCGACGAUU